AUGAAAGCAGAACUAAGGGGAAACUCUUCAUCCAUUUCAUUGCAAAACCCUAGUCUUUACAAUACAUCUCAAAGUUCUAUUCCUGGUGCAUUAAAAGAAUGCCUAGGGAGUCUAGAUGGAGCAUGCAUAGAGAAACUUCUACUUCAUUUUGCAAGUGCCCUAGAGAACAAAGAUGUGACCUUGGCCCAACAAGUGAUGUGGGUACUCAAUAAUGUGGCUUCCUCGAUUGGUGACCCUAAUCAGAGGCUGACUUCAUGGUUCUUAAAGGCACUUAUUUCGAGGGCUGCUAGGGUUUGUCCUACGACAGUAAGUUUUGACGGCCAAGGUGUCCUUCAGAGGAGGACUAUGACCGUGAUUGAGCUAGCCGGGUACGUGGAUCUUAUCCCAUGGCAUAGGUUUGGUUUUUGUGCAUCAAAUAGUGCCAUUUUUAUGGCUAUUCAAGGGCUCCCAAGAGUUCAUAUUUUAGAUUUCAGCAUCACUUAUUGCAUGCAAUGGCCAACUCUUAUAGAUGCAUUGGCCAAGAGGUCAGAAGGGCCUCCAUCGCUUCGAAUUUCAGUUCCUUCUUGGAGGCCACCUGUCCCUCCUUUGCUCAAUGUGUCGUGCGAAGAGGUCUGCCAACGUUUGACAAAAUUUGCAAAGUUUAAGGAUGUCCCUUUUGAAAUCAAUGUAAUUGAAGUCUCACCACUGUCUCCAACGGAUGCAGGCAUAUCACAAUUAGGGUCAUCUAAUCAUUAUGAUUUACUCCUAAGUCAGUUAAACCCUUCUACCCUGAAACUGAGGGAUGAUGAAGCUUUGGUAAUUAACUGCCAAAAUUGGCUGCGGUACUUGCCCGAUGAAGUGAUGGGGACUACUCCUCAUGACACCUCUUGUCGGGAUGCAUUUCUUGAUACAAUUAAAGAUUUAAGUCCUUGUAUUGUGACAGUGGUUGAUGAGGACUGUGAUUUAGGCACAUCAAAUCUAGAAUCAAGGAUCACAACUUGCUUUAACUAUCUGUGGAUACCUUUCGACGCCUUUGAGACUUUCUUGCCAAAAAAUAGCCCUCAAAGGAUAGAGUACGAGGCUGUAUAA
Messenger RNA from Fraxinus pennsylvanica, 1068 nucleotides. Lineage: Eukaryota; Viridiplantae; Streptophyta; Magnoliopsida; Lamiales; Oleaceae. The record is from the annotation of a GenBank genome assembly.